UGCGGAGAACGAACACGCGAAGGAAGGCUGAUGCGAGGCGGCCUUAUUCCAUUCAGCAGCAUCAUAACUUUUCACAGUUUCCAAAUCCAAAUUCCAAACCCUAGUUCGAGAAAGCCCCGAAGCUUAACCUGAGAGCAACGAAGCACAAACGCAACAGGCACGGUAGAACUUCUUCAAGAAGGAAAAAACAAAAUCAAAGACGGCAAGUCUUCUUACCUAAUCUGAUGGACUGCGUCCUUAUCCCUAUUCCCACUAUUCUUAUCCAUCUGGUAUAAACCUAAGAUUCACCCAACCCCCUACGUUAUAUAGCCAUCUCUCGGAGACCUGACGAGCUUCGUAUUCCUCUGCCGGCUAUCAUCGGAAACAUCAUCUCAAAAGAAAAAAAAAGGAGGAGGACCAUGUCUAACGUCCCCACGUCCCUCUGCAACUCCUCUCUCACGCUCUUCCGCCUUUCCAUCUCCAGCUCCGAUCCUUGGCCCUUCUCUCUCUAAACCCUGACUCUCUUCCCUGCACAAGAACUCCAACCUUUCCUUGCCCUUCUUGGUUUCCUUUUUUUUUUUUCUUUUUCUCUCUCUUUUGUCGAUGAGAGGUGAAGAUAUACACAAACAACAUCAUCAUCAUAACCACCAUCAGCGUUUGCUGAGCUUUCACUUCCACAUGCCCCACCUGAGCCACGGGCACGGGCACGGGCACGAGAAGGGGAUGAGUCUUCCGGCGGCGAUGGCUCCGAUGAGGAAGGGGUGGAUGGGGAUAAGAGUGGGCCAGGAGGGGGAGGAGCAGGAGCGGUUCGUGGUGCCGGUGGACUACUUGAAGCACCCGCUCUUCGUGGGGCUGCUCGACCAGGCCGAGAAGGAGUACGGGUUCGAGCACAAGGGCGCCAUCACCAUCCCCUGUGGCGUCGAUCACUUCCGCCACGUUCAGGGCAUCAUCGACCGCGACACCGCCGCCGCCGCCCACCACCACCACCACCACUUGGCUGGAUGCUUUAGGGCUUGAAGAUUUUAUUGGCUUUUUUUUUUUUCUUUUCUCUUUUGAUUUCUUCAUUUCUUCGGAAGAGAUAAAAGAAGAUUGAUGAUGACGAUAAUUUGUGUACGGGCGCCUUCGUGCUUUUGUCUUUUUAAGGCAUUACGUUAGCUAAGAUUCCUUUUAUGUCUGCAAAUUUUUCUCAUAAUUUCUUAAUUUGUAAUAUGAGAGACAAGGGGGGAUUAAGGAGAGUUUAUUUCAGCAUAUAUGGAAACAUGGGAUUUGGAUCC
Molecule: messenger RNA, 1253 nt
Organism: Phoenix dactylifera (date palm)
Lineage: Eukaryota; Viridiplantae; Streptophyta; Magnoliopsida; Arecales; Arecaceae
Source: RefSeq, a predicted model, not a curated record